CGUGCGUUAACUAGUCUCAACGCCGGUUGCUGAGGACCAAAAUCUGAAUACGGAGACCAAGUUGCACUGUCGGGAAACCGACUCCCGUCACUGGAGGCAGAUAUGUCGUACUGCAAGCAGGAAGGGAAAGAUCGUAUCAUCUUUGUGACUAAAGAGGAUCAUGAUACACCUAGCAAUGCUGAACUUGUAGCUGAUGACCCUGACGACCCCUAUGAAGAGCAUGGCCUAAUCCUGCCCAACGGAGAGAUCAAUUGGAAUUGCCCGUGUCUGGGCGGCAUGGCCAGCGGACCCUGCGGGCAGCAGUUCAAGGACGCUUUCUCCUGUUUCCACUACAGUAAGGAAGAGGUGAAAGGCUCAGACUGUGUGGAGAAUUUCCGCAGUAUGCAGGAGUGCAUGCAAAAGUACCCUGAGCUUUACCCUCAGGAGGAUGACAACGAAAGCACCCCCUCUUCUGGGGCAGAUGCUUCCCCUUCUGAAUCGACUCCCGCUGAGGCUCCGCCUUCCCCUACGCCUGAUUCCGCCACUGACUCUGCCGACAAGGCAACCACAAACGACCAGGCCGCCAGUUAACAUUAUACCCUUUUUCAGUUCCAUAGUGUAGAAAGAAUUGUCCCGAGUGCUAAAAAAAAUGAUAUCAACAACUUAUGUUCUCUGAGUGCUCCUUGGGGCUAACUGUUGAACAAAGACGAUUGAAACUGCACUGCACUGCAGCUAAAAUUCUUUCCCUGGCAGAGAUCAGGCUGUAGAAGAACAUCUGAAGAAAACUGAAAAUACAGAGUGCAACACAGGGACUGCUGUACACCUGAGUUUUUAUCAGAAACUACACUCAAACUUAAGACAGUAAAUAAGUUCUACAAAGGCUUAAAGUGCUAAUGAUUGUGAUUCUCACACUUAUUAGUUUACAACCAGGAUGGGUGUUGUACUGCUUGGAUAAGAGCUACAGUGGAAUUUUGCCACUGAUUUGUGCUGUUACUGAUCAAUUAAGACUUAUCUUGUGGCAUUCUGUGUUUCUGUGACUGUUGUCUUUGUCAAAGAAAGCGAGUGACCACAGCUUCAACCAUGGUUCCUAUGUGCUUUUAAUACACGAAUAGCCCUAUGAUUUUAAGAGUUAAGGAAUCUAAUCAUGAUGGAAAAGAUAGCACCCAAUACCUAUGCAAAUUUGCCUAAUGAGAAAAUGACUACUCAACCAUUUUUGCUUUGCCAUUGGUUUCAGGUGUUAAGUUAAUAGGGAAAUGGUUUUGUUGCUCUUAAUGAAAAGAUCUCUUUGCCUGACACAACAGCCUCAGGCUCUGGUAGAACAAAAUCAUUACAUUUUUAUCAGUUUAUAUUACCUCAGUAAAAUCAUGUCCUGUGGUGGUUUGACAGUUCACAAAUGUCUUUCAUAUCCAAGAUGCUUUUCAUCAUCCACAUCAUUCAAAGCCUUAACAGAAUCCUCAUCCUUUUAAU
Molecule: messenger RNA, 1446 nt
Organism: Chanos chanos (milkfish)
Lineage: Eukaryota; Metazoa; Chordata; Actinopteri; Gonorynchiformes; Chanidae
Gene: chchd4a
Product: coiled-coil-helix-coiled-coil-helix domain containing 4a
Exons: 3
Coding region: 103-570 (155 amino acids)
Biological process (GO): protein import into mitochondrial intermembrane space
Cellular component (GO): mitochondrial intermembrane space
Molecular function (GO): protein-disulfide reductase activity
Source: RefSeq, a predicted model, not a curated record